Messenger RNA from Camarhynchus parvulus, 1233 nucleotides. RefSeq names its product baculoviral IAP repeat containing 7 (gene BIRC7). The transcript is spliced from 7 exons. Lineage: Eukaryota; Metazoa; Chordata; Aves; Passeriformes; Thraupidae. Gene Ontology annotation, molecular function: ubiquitin protein ligase activity; cysteine-type endopeptidase inhibitor activity involved in apoptotic process. The coding region runs from base 1 to 1233 and encodes 410 amino acids. Gene Ontology annotation, cellular component: nucleus; cytoplasm. The record is from RefSeq and is a predicted model, not a curated record. Gene Ontology annotation, biological process: positive regulation of protein ubiquitination; negative regulation of apoptotic process; regulation of cell cycle.
AUGGGGGAUGCAGCACCAGCAGAGCCUCCAGAGCCCAGGGCUGCUCGCUGCAGGCUCUUCAAUUCCAGCAUGAGGAGCGCGGCCAGCAGGCUCAGGACGUUCCAGCAGUGGCCCCGCGCUGCCCCCGUGUCUGCCCGGGACCUGGUGGAUGCUGGAUUUUUCUACGUGGGCCCCGGGGAUGAAGUGCAGUGUUUCUGUUGUGGUGGUGUCCUGAAGGACUGGAGACCUGGUGAUUGCCCUUUAAUAGAGCACGUGCAUUUCUUCCCUUCCUGUCAAUACGUCCGUGGGGAGAGUGCUGGGAACCAGGAGAUGCUGUCCCUGCAGGAGAUCUUUGACACUGUGGAUGGGCAGUUCCUGAGUGUCUUGCAGGGGAUAGUCAGUGAGGAGACAGCCAUGCCUAAUGAGCCAGAGUACCCUGAGAUGGUGACAGAGGAGAUGAGACUGUCUACAUUUGAGAACUGGCCACAAAAUUCCAGCAUGCAUCCAGAGCAACUGGCUAGAGCAGGGUUCUUUUACACAGGACGAGGAGAUGUAGUGAGGUGUUUUUACUGUGAUGGAGGUGUGAGGAGCUGGUCCUUAGGAGAUGAUCCUUGGAGGGAACAUGCUAAAUGGUACCCAGAGUGUGAAUUUUUACUGCACUCAAGGGGGAGAGAAUUUGUUAACAGUGUUCAGGCAACCUUUUCUGGCACCCUGCUGGCUCCUAGACAUUCCUGGGACCAGACUGAGCAAGACUCCUCUCCUUCCCGAGAUCCUCUGAGGAACUGGAAAUUGCUGGCUCAUCCAUCUGAGGAUCAGAGUCUCAUAGUGCAGAAUGUCCUGCAGAUGGGCUUUGACCCCACCUGGGUGGCAAACCUGGUAGAGAAUAAAUUUGCGCUGACUGGGACUUUCUACCUGUCUGAGUCUGAGCUGAUUUCAGACCUGCUGCAGCCAGGCUGGGGGGCCAGCAGCAGUGCAGGAGGGAGGAGAGGUGCUGUUCAGAGAGACACUGGAACAUCAAGACAAGAAAUACGAUCUGUGCAGCAAAAGGAAUCAGAGUCUCAGCUGAGCACAGAAGAACAGCUCCGGCGCCUGCAAGAGGAGAGGAUGUGCAAAGUGUGCAUGGACAGAGACGUGUCUGUUGUGUUUGUUCCCUGUGGCCACCUGGUAGCUUGUGAAGAAUGUGCCCUCAAUUUGAGGCUGUGUCCCAUCUGCAGAGCUGCCAUCCGGGGCACUGUGAGAGCCUUCAUGUCCUGA